Molecule: messenger RNA, 9719 nt
Organism: Falco peregrinus (peregrine falcon)
Lineage: Eukaryota; Metazoa; Chordata; Aves; Falconiformes; Falconidae
Gene: MAPKBP1
Product: mitogen-activated protein kinase binding protein 1
Exons: 32
Coding region: 502-5568 (1688 amino acids)
Molecular function (GO): protein binding
Source: RefSeq, a predicted model, not a curated record
CCGGGGGGGGGGCGGCGGGGCGGGCGCUCGGCUCUGGGCCGCUGCGGCCGGCGCGGGGCUUGGCGGGCGGCUCGGCCCCCCGCGCCUGGCCGAGUCCUGAGGCUGCGGAGCCGCCCCCUCGCUGCCGCCGCCGCCGCCGAGGGUACGGCCCCCGCCCCGCCCGCGGGGGCGGCCCGCGCCGCGGCCCCUCCUCGGGGGAGGCCGGCUGCAUGGGCAGGCGCUGCGGGGCACCGUGGGCGCCGGCCUCGGCGGCGGAGCCGCUCCUGGGCGCCAGUUUAGGUUACUGCUGAUUUGAUCCUCUGGACUCUGCAAAAGGAAAGCCUGCCAGCCUCUGUUAAUAGCUUUGUGGUGUAACAGGAGUGGAGCUCCCAAGCAGAAUCGCUGAGAGAUAUGUGAACGCGUGUGAGCAAAGCUGAGCACGUUGGUAUUCCUGCCUCAAACCUGGGCUCGUUCCCCAGGCACAGUUUGCCUGUGGGGUGAAUACCCUCUUGGCACCUGAAGAUGAUGUCGGUCGAAGGGUCUACAAUAACAAGUCGGAUCAAAAACCUACUUCGCUCCCCUUCCAUUAAGCUGAGGAGAAGCAAGCCUGGGAACAAGCGUGAAGAUAUAGGCAGCAAGGUGACUUUGGAGAAGGUGUUGGGGAUAACUGUGUCAGGAGGCAGAGGACUAGCCUGCGACCCCAGAACCGGCCUCGUUGCUUAUCCGGCAGGGUGUGUUGUUGUGCUGUUCAACCCUAGAAAAAAUAAGCAACACCACAUUCUAAACAGUUCCAGGAAAACAAUUACAGCACUUUCUUUCUCUCCGGAUGGAAAAUAUUUGGUUACAGGAGAGAGCGGGCACAUGCCAGCAGUUCGCGUCUGGGAUGUGGCUGAGCGAACCCAGGUGGCUGAGCUGCAGGAGCACAAGUACGGCGUGGCCUGUGUGGCCUUCUCCCCCAGCUCCAAGUACAUUGUUUCGGUGGGCUACCAGCAUGACAUGAUUGUCAAUGUGUGGGCAUGGAAGAAAAACAUUGUAGUGGCAGCCAACAAAGUCUCAAGUAAAGUGACAGCUGUGUCAUUCUCGGAGGACUGCAGUUACUUUGUCACUGCUGGAAAUCGACACGUCAAGUUCUGGUACCUGGAUGACAGCAAAACCUCCAAGGUCAAUGCCACAGUCCCCUUGCUAGGUCGCUCGGGAUUGCUUGGAGAACUGAGGAACAACUUCUUUGCGGACGUGGCUUGUGGAAGGGGCAAAAAAGCUGACAGCACCUUCUGUAUCACAUCCUCAGGCCUGCUCUGUGAAUUCAAUGAAAAAAGGCUGCUAGACAAGUGGGUGGAGCUGAGGAAUACAGACAGCUUCACAACCACUGUGGCAAACUGCAUCUCUGUGAAUCAGGACUACGUCUUCUGUGGCUGUGCUGACGGCACCGUGCGGAUUUUUAACCCUCUGAACCUUCACUUUGUCACCACGCUGCCAAAGCCGCACUUCCUGGGGACAGACAUCGCGAGUGUCACCGAGGCCAGUCGUCUUUUCUCUGGUGUGGCUGAUGCAAAGUAUCCAGACACGAUUGCCUUGACAUUUGACGCCACCAACCAGUGGCUUUCCUGUGUAUACAAUGACCACAGCCUGUAUGUGUGGGAUGUCAAAGACCCGAAGAAAGUAGGCAAGGUGUACUCCGCUUUGUACCACUCUUCCUGCGUGUGGAACAUUGAGAUGUAUCCGGAGGUGAAGGACAACAAUCAGUCGUGCCUUCCCCCUGGUUCCUUCAUCACCUGCUCCUCUGACAACACCAUUCGUCUGUGGAACACUGAAAGCUCCAACAUUCAUGGCACAGCCCUGCACCGCAACAUCCUCAGCAAUGACUUGAUGAAAAUCAUCUAUGUAGAUGACAACACUCAGGUACUUCUGGACACUGAUUACAACUCAGCAGGAAGCGCAGACAAAGCUGAUGCACAAGUGAUGGAUACAAAGGUGGGAAUACGCACUGUCUGUGUCAGUCCCAGCGGGGAGCACCUGGCCUCAGGGGACAGGAUAGGCACUCUCAGGAUAUAUGAAUUGCAGUCUCUGAGGGAAAUGCUGAAGGUGGAAGCCCAUGACUCUGAGAUCCUAUGUCUGGAGUACUCCAAACCUGACACAGGCUUAAAGCUCUUAGCCUCAGCCAGUCGGGAUAGAUUGAUUCAUGUUCUGGAUGCUGGAAAGGACUACAGCCUGCAGCAGACCCUGGAUGAACAUUCUUCUUCUAUCACUGCUGUGAAGUUUGCAGCCAAUGAUGGCAAAGUGCGAAUGAUAAGCUGUGGGGCAGACAAGAGCAUCUACUUCCGUACUGCGCAGAAGACAGGAGAAGGGGUUCAGUUUACCCGAACACAUCACAUUGUUAGGAAGACCACUCUGUAUGACAUGGAUGUAGACCCCAGCUGGAAGUACGCAGCCAUUGGAUGCCAGGAUCGUAACAUCAGGGUUUUCAACAUCAGCAGUGGGAAGCAGAAGAAGCUUUACAAGGGAUCCCAAGGUGAAGAUGGCACUCUCAUCAAGGUGCAAACAGAUCCCUCUGGUCUUUAUAUUGCAACCAGUUGUUCUGACAAGAAUCUCUCCAUAUUUGAUUUCUAUUCUGGCGAGUGUGUUGCAACCAUGUAUGGACAUUCAGAGAUUGUAACUGGGAUGAAAUUCAGUAAUGACUGCAAACACCUGAUCUCUGUUUCUGGUGACAGCUGUAUCUUCAUCUGGCGUCUCAGCUCGGAGAUGACCAUCAACAUGCGGCAGCGACUGUCUGACAUGAAGCAGAGAGGGAAGCAGGCAGAGAAGUCUUCCCCGCACAAGACGGCUGGACUCAUGAGGCACGAGUCCAUCUCUGCCCUGUCCUCUGUGCCUGCACUCUCAUCGGACAGUGACAAGGAUGGUGAAGAUGAAGGGAAUGAUGAAGAUGAGUUACGUGGGCUGCAGUCUUUCCAUAUUCAGUCCGACUGCAACACUGAGAGAGACUCAGACCCAGACCUUACCCUCUCAAGAAGCCUUUCCCAUUGGGAAAUGAGGAGGGCUAAAGAGAUAGCAGCAAUGCAGCACUCAGAGGCACCAGCGAGCAAGAUGCCCCGGCAGCGUGGGCGCUGGUCCCAGCCAACCAGCAACAUAGAGAUGACUGUGAAGUCCAUGCUUGACUUGCGUCAGCUGGAGUCUUUCUCUGUUUCCCGUUCCCCGAGUCGAGACUCCCUGUCUCAGAACAGCAAUGGGGAUGACAGAGAAGAGCAGGCAGAUCUUCCUGUGCACAUCAACAAAGUUAGCAGCUCAAUACCUCCCCAAGAUAACCGGUCUUGUUUGCGACCCCAAGUCAUUCGGCUUGUCUCUUGUGAAGACGGGAUUUUCUCUCAGGAGCUGGAACCUUCUGAGAGUGAGGAAUGUGUAAUCUACGCUGAGCAAGAUGAAAUCCAUCCCACAGACCCUAGCAGUGAGUUCCAGGUAAAAGCAUUGCCCCACGGGAAGCUAAGUAGAGGUUAUCACAGUAAUGGAUGCCCAGACAAACACAGUCCUGACAGCGCCUGCUCUGUAGAUUACAGCAGCAGUCGUCUGUCCAGCCCAGACCAUCCGAACGAAGAUUCUGAAAGCACUGAGCCCCUAAGUGCGGAUGGCAUCUCGGACCUGGAGGGAGAGGAAGGAGAGGAGGACGUGGGCACUAGCAUGCCAGAGGGAGAAAUCCCCCAGAUACCCGAUCAGGAAAACUUCCUCAAGCAGCAUUUUGGGACCCUGGGCAGCACGGAUGGGAGAGGUGGCUCAUGUAGGAAUCUGGAAAGAACUGAAAACCUCAGCAUUUCCUCUCGCUUUCUUUCCCAGUCCCCGGCUCUCAGACGAUUGUCACUCUCUUCAUCAAAUCUAAUACUGGAUUCAAAGCCCAUUGAGCCACCGACACAGACCAAUCAGUUUACAUCAGACCUGUUGAAAAAUGGCAGCAACCAUCCUGGUGAUGCAUUGGAGAGCAGCCAGCUCCUGGAGAGUGUAAAUUCAAAUCGGGCGGUCUAUAUCCAGAAAAGGCGCAGAUCAGCUUUGGAGGCCAGCAGAACUGGUAUGGCUCCUGGACGGGUUACCGCAUCCUUUGCAGAAGGCCCUGUGAAUGCCGUGAUGAGAAAGGCCCAGUCAGUUCAUGACCUCGUUCAUGAGGAUAAGGGUCCUGGAGUGAUACCCUCUGCCAAGCAGCGUCCUCAGACUCUUUUGGUGGUUGAGAAGGAUCCCAGACCUAACAAUUGCAGGGUGUUAUCAGCCAGUAUGUUGAAGAUGGAUGGAUCUGGUGCUCUGCUGGCCAAAGAUGUCAGGGCUGCAAAACCAAAGUCCUACAUGAACCCCACAACCAGCUUCCGGGCUAAGAUGUCAAGGAGCAUAUCUGUAGGGGAAAAUCUGUACCUUGGUUACUCCACCGAAAUGCUGACUGACGGGAGGACUAGCCCUCCAGUGGCAGAGAAGACACAGUUUAGUUCCACAGCAGAUGCUGAGAAGAUUAAGCUACCAGUGAAAGAAAAUGUUCCAGUGAAGCCAGCGCUUCAGCCAGUUGUAAACUGUUCAUCUCCCAAGUCCUUCCACAGCAAGUUGGCAUCAUCAAACCGAGCACAUCUGAUUCUUGACAUUCCCAAGCCAUUGCCUGAUAGACCCACGCUGGCCUCCUUCUCACCCACUACCAAAACAAAAGCCCUGCUUGAGCCACAGUCUCCGCAGUCACCUGCUGGGGCCUGUAGAAAGAAACCCUCUUUUCCUGAGGUCCGAGCCUCCAAGCAGGAAAAUCAAACUGCUGGGUCUCUGGUUCCUGGUAGAGAGAUCCCAACAGGACUUGCUAAGGAGAGCCCAGCGGAGAGUUCAGUCUCAAGGACAGGUUGCCAGGAUGAGCAGGGGGUCACUAAUGCAAAGCUGAGGGAGCUGCCAGAGGGCCAGCACCUAAGGUCUCCCGAGGGCACGCUGCCCAGGUGCAGGGAGAGGACCGCCGGCAUCGCCUGUGUGCUAGACAGCCAGCCCGGACUGUGCCCACUAGACCCCGUCAGGCCGAGGUCUCCUUCAUCUAUAGCUGCCUCGGCACAGGUCUCAGGUGUGCAUGGAUACCCAUCUCUUCUCUUCCCCCUUCUGUCUCCUGUCUUUGUGAACCGCCUCACGAUCCCAUCACAUUUCUUUACGUCCAGCUUCUGGCCUGUCUCGUCCUGUCUGCACCUGUCUCGUUCCAUAAGCCAUCCCCUCAAUGAAUCGUGCAUCAGCGUAGAGCAGUGUGAGCACGUGGUGUCCGAGCUCCAGGACAGCAUGCGCAAAGCUAUUCACCUUUACCGCAUGGUACUAAAUGAUACAGAGUCUUCUGCUGACAAAGACAAAAUAGCAGGCCUCCUGACAGAAACCUUCUCCUCAAUGAAGAAAGAAUUGGACUCUCUGAAGGAUGAGGAAGAGCUUCCAAAGCUUAAGGAGGCACUGGCAAAGCCACAAGAUGCCGCCAGCCCACUGAAUGAGGGAUGUGGUGCCAAGCUACCGAGCCCCAAGAGUCUGGGAGAUGAGCAGACACUAGCUUUGCUGGAACAGUACUCAAAGCUAUUGCUGCAAGCUGUGGAGCGACGCAUGGACAAAAAACUCUAAGGGGGGAGGCUUUCCGGUGUUUGUGAAUACACAGAAAUAAUCCCAGGAGGAGGACCACAGAGAGAGCUUCAAGCCGAUGCUGUCAUCACAGUGCUCUGGGGCUGGUGGGGAGACCUUUACAAAUUGAUUUCAACUGACUUGCUCGAAUUCUUAGCAGUGUGCUGGCCACAGUUUUAGUAUUUUUUUCCCCGAUGAUCUUCAACUUCCUGUCUCUAGACAAAGCCUUGAAAAGAGGAGUUUGGAGAAAUUGCCUUGAAAUUUCUUCAUAGCCAGGAGGUCAGGAUGUUUGGUACCUAAAAUCUGGUUUAUUCAAGAAAUUCUGAACUGCUGACUAAAAACAGAGUCCAAGUGAAGCCAAUCCCUUCUCCCCAAGGCUUCACGAGAAUCAAGAAGCAGACUUUUAAUGGGUUUAUUUAUUAAUUUAUUUUUCUGACUGUUGCUCUAUGUCACGUUUGUGACUGUUAUCUUUGUCCUUUAACGAAAACUGUCAAUCCCUUUGCCAUAUCCCAGCGAGAAACAAUCUUUGUAUUAUAAACCCCCAACAGGGAGACAGGCUGGAGUGUCUGUGCAAUUAAUGAACUGUUUUCUGCUUAAAUCUUGUCUUGCCGUUCUUUCUUUUCCUGCCUUAGUUUUGUCACCUGGAGUAAUCCUGCUGUUGUCAUGACAACCCUGUCUGCUUUUCUCUUGUCUCAAGACAGUCCCCACACCAGUCUAUCUGCAUUUGCUGCCAGGGAAGGCUCUGCAACCCUUGGACCAUGCUUUGGAAAUUACUUAAUGAAUUCAAUAGUGGUGUUUUUAUCUGGAAUUUGAUGUUAUAUUGAUACUUUAGACUGGGGUUUCUGCAGACAUUUUAAAAAUGGGGUUUAGAUGCAAAACAUCAAAGUUUGUUUCCGCCACCUUUCAUGACUAGGAAUUGGAUUUUGACUUCGAUGUUAUUGUGACUGGGAAAUUCAGGGUGAUGAUUUAUUUGUUGAGAAGCGACAUGGAAAAGCUGGUUUCCAGCUCUUACAGCAUAACUCUGGAUUGGAGAGUUCUUCAGUGCAAUAGCUCAUCCCUGUCAUUUGUUCACUUCGCUGUGAUAGGAAAAUGUCGUCUUCCUCCUUUUCCAGGAAAUCAGAAUAUUUACAUCCCAAGAAAGCUGGGAUCCUCCUACCUUAUGUAAAGCUAUUUCAGCUGCCUGCAGAAAAUGGUUUCCCAAGAACUUUGAACAAGAUACUUUGGGAUGUGGUUACCACCAUUUCCCCUGCCCCCAGCCUCUUGGCUUUUCAUGAAUUUCUGGUCUGAGAAACAGGAGAUCUUCCCUUCUUGCAUUUGUGUGUUCCAAUACUCUCCUCACCCCGCGGAGCUUCUUUAAGCGCCUGCUAACUUGUGUUUGUCGUGGGUUAACGCUGUCCAGCGAUGGUUUUUUUUUUGGUUAAUGAUAAGCUAAAGGAAAAAAAUUUCAAACCGAUGAAAUUCUUCAGCACCUUCCCCUUUACUCCCCCUCCCUUCCACAACAGGGACAGAUCCCACAAAAAUGCUUUAUUUCUUCCUCCAUCGCCAGUCAGUCUUGUAUUUAAUUUAAGGCAGAGCAAUGUAAUCCCAGUUUAUAAAACUAAUGCAAGCAACAAGCUUUUGGUGGGAGAAGGCAGCCCGGCUGCAUCACUUGGCACCACAGGUUACAGGCAUGAAGCAGUCUUCUUUCAUUUUGCUGUCCAGGCUGUCAUCUCUCUGAAACCCUGUGGCACUUGGAAAUGCGGUCCACUGGCGUCUCUGUCUUUCUGUGACGGGAGAGCUGCAGUGCAGCCUUUUUUUCUACAGGGCUGGCCAGACUGGUGUAGGAUGACCUGUUUCUUCCGAAUAACUCCAGGGUUGAAUAAUCUACAGUUCUCGCUCUCCCCCGGCAGGUUUGCUGGGUGAUCGCUGCUGCCGCCGAGUGCUUCUGGAGAGCUGGCAGCAUGGGGAGCAAUUUGAGAGCUUUCUGGCUGCUUCUGCCUGUAAUUUAAAUUUGCCUAAUCACGUUUCAGGUGUCCUUGCUAACCCUUCCUUCCGUGGGCUUGUACUGAAACUUCAAAACCAUUAUUUCCUGGUCCUGUCUCAGCGUUGCACGGUGCAGAGUCAGCCGGUGUGCGAGGUCCCGUGGGCAGCUUCUCUUGCACAGAGAGGUUUUGCAAGGGCAGGCGCGUUGAAAACUGGAGGGCAAAUUUCUGGCAGGUUCCUUGAGUGAAAAGGUGUGCUGGAGGUGCUGCGAGUGGAAUGUGUGAUGGCAGUCAUGUUGGGUCUGUGAUGGAGCUAGCGUGUGUCAAGCUAGCUUUUGAGGUGAUUAGUUCCUCCACUUUCAGACUGUGAACAUACGUCCUAGUGCGUGGGAGAUUUCUUGCUGUACUGGGGCCACAAGACACUCAGGUAAAAUAGCAGUCCCUUCAACCCAGGUAUCUUUUGGUACCGGUGAUAACGGGUUGAGGGUCCUUUACACUACUUCCCUGUGCAAUCUUACUCCAUUUUGUUAUUUAAACUGAGAUAGUGACAAAAAGGGUCAGAGGCCAUACAGAAGAGCCAGUGGCGAGAGUGGAAUUCCCAUUAAGGUAAAGAGCAACAACUGCUGGUGUGGUGGUAUGAAACAAAGCUCUUUGGAAAUGAGUCGCAUGAAGCAAAUCUGAUUUUUAGACUGAUCCAAGCGGGCUUUGCUUCCUGGAAUGGAUUUUGUGUGGGGUCACAGCUGUGUAUGGGAAACCAGAGGUUAAAUCUGAUCAGGAUGAUGGUGAGAGAAGUGUUGGGCAAGUAGAUCAGCUGGAAGAUGGUUGCGUAGUUUAAAAUAGACUAGUAUGUGUAGGACAUGUGUGAAACCAGAGUAGCGGUAGAGAUGGCCUUGGCCUGAGAAACGCCGUUUGGCCAAUGCCUGUGAAAAAUACAGUGCAGAAAGGCUUGGGGAAAGUAGCGUUAGGCCUGAGGUGGUGAUCUCUAAUUGUGGAAGGAAUUGGAAUGUAUUUGUGUUUAAACAGGGUCUGUUGGGCCUCUUGUUUCUUUGCUUGUUGUCCUCUGAGAGUGUGUUUUUUUCUGAAAUGGCGAAGUUGUGUGCCGUUUGGCUGAGGCCUGGCUGUGGGGGGUGAGUAGCAGAGGCCCAGGGGAAGAGGUGCUGGUGCCACAGGUUUGCCGCUGAGGAGGCAGUGUUGCUCUUUGUUGUUUGAGACUGUUCCAGCUCGAUUCCCUGCUAACUUCCUAUUGCUGGCAGUAGGAAGUGUUCCUAGAAAUCCCCAUUUGCAGAGGAUGGGGGAUGUAGCUGCGUGGGUUCCAGUGCCACAGGGGUGGGGGUCCCUGGGCAGCAGCUGGUGGGUGAAGGGGCCUGAGCCCCUUGCUGGGCCGCUGGCAUGAGGCCAGGCUCUGUGCUUCGCAGAAUGCCUGGAAGCAUCAUAUGGGCCUACAUACAUACCGCUCCCGCCACCCUGGCCUUCCUGGUGGAAAUGAGAGUAGCUGUUGGCUUUGAUUUGUUGCUGCUGUUGGUUUGUUACUGUCCUGUAAAUAGCGUUGCUUUCCAAGUGGGGACCCCCGGGUCCGCCGCCCCCCCACCCCCACGUUCUUGUGCCCCCCGGGGCAGUGCAGUGGGCAGAGCGGCCAGCGCACCCCAUGCCCCCGGACGGCUGGCGGCUCUGCCCGUGGGGGCUCUCUCGUCCCCUCUCAGGUUGUCCUCCCCUUCCCGAGGGAGCCCCCCCAGCCCCCGGGCUGGCAGGCCGCGCCGAGGAGCCGGGGAUGCUUCUUUCCGGGAGCAGAAACGUACAAACUUGGGGCUUUUUAGAAGAAAGAAUAUGUAUAUAAUUAUAUAUAAGGGAAAAAAACAAACGCAGAAAUACAGGUAUUUAAGCAGCCUCGGUAAACUCGUGCGUGCGGAUGGAGCCCCCCUGCCGCGCUUCCAUGUAAAACAACAAAAAAUUUAAAAAAAAAAUACUCUUCUGCUUUAUUUAUAAAUGUGCGGGUUUAUACUUUUGGCUUUAGGUUAAUAAUCCUUUAAAAUGUCUCUCUCUUUUUAUUCUUAUUAUUUGGAAAGAAAUAAUUAAGAUCGUUCGUUGGGGUUUUUUUGCACUGUGAGGCUCCCCCGGAGCUGUUUUUAACUCUGUAUCCAUUUGUACUCCCGUGUCUUAAACCGUUUCAAUAAACAUGUGACCGUUGGGUCCCGA